CGGAAGUGGUGGUUCACCGCGCCGGAAAAGGAAGCGGUGUGGCGAGGGAGCCGGAAGUGUUUGCCGGGGUUCUCACUCCCUCCCCCUUCCCGAGCCACAAUAACAGACAGGAGGCCGCUGGACAGACGCAGCUGCAGCCUCGGAGCCGGAACAUGGUCCUCCCGUGGGCCCAGGCCCGCGCAGCCUCCACCGCCGCCUCGGCCUCCGAGCGCCCGAGAAUUUACUGAAGAGAUCAGGGAACUAAAUGGAGAAUCAUAAAAUCAUAAGUAAAACCCUUUAUGAAUCCAAACAACAACCUCGCUGAGAAAUGGUUGAUCAUCUACUCUCUUCUUGAAAACCUCCAGAGAUGCAACUUUGAACUCAAGUAACCAAGGUACAAUUGCUUGUUUUCUCCUGGAGUCACCAUAAGGAUGGGCCCACGAAGGAAAACUGUGAAACCGUGUCUCCCAAAUAAGGAAAGCCCUGAGGUGACAAAAUCAGAUGAAACAAAAGAUUACAUGAACCAACUCUCACAUGAAGUACUCUGCCAUAUCUUUAGGUACCUCCCCCUGCAGGAUAUCAUGUGUAUGGAAUGUCUCUCCCGGAAGCUGAAGGAGGCAGUGACUCUGUAUCUGAGAGUGGUGAAGAUUGUAGAUCUCUGUGCGGGCCGCUGGUGGGAAUAUAUGCCAACUGGUUUCACUGAUUCCAGUUUUCUAACACUACUAAAAAAGAUGCCAGACAUUGAACAGCUCUAUGGGCUUCACCCAAGAUACCUUGAGAGGCGACGGGUCCGUGGGCAUGAGGCCUUUAGUAUUCCCGGUGUGUUAGAAGCCUUGCAGGCUUGCCCAAACUUGCUGGGUGUGGAGACAUCACAUUUGGAGUUGGUGGAAGCCAUCUGGACUUACAUGCCUCAAGUUCAUAUUUUGGGGAAGUUUCGUAAUCGUAAUGGAGCUUUUCCCAUCCCUCCUGAAAACAAACUGAAAAUUCCCAUAGGAGCCAAAAUCCAAAUCUUGCAUCUAGUGGGGGUAAAUGUUCCUGAAAUUCCUUGUAUCCCAAUGCUAAGGCACCUUUAUUUGAAGUGGGUGAGACUCACCAAGCCCCAGCCUUUUAAAGAUUUCCUUUGCAUCAGCUUACGCACUUUCGUCAUGAGGAACUGUGCAGGGCCUACAAACUCUUUGAAGUAUGUCCCAUUGGUAACUGGAUUAGCUUCUGCCCGAAACUUGGAACAAUUAGAAUUAGUUCGAGUUCCUUUCCUAGGAGGUCUCAUCCAACACGUAGUUGAAGACAGUUGGCGAUCAGGUGGUUUUAGAAAUUUGCACACUAUUGUUUUGGGAGCUUGCAAGAAUGCUCUUGAAGUAGAUCUUGGCUACCUCAUCAUCACCGCUGCUCGAAGGUUACAUGAAGUUAGAAUCCAGCCUUCUCUAACCAAAGAUGGCGUCUUUUCUGCACUCAAGAUGGCAGAAUUGGAGUUCCCACAGUUUGAAACCCUCCACCUGGGAUAUGUAGAUGAGUUUUUACUGCAGUGUAAAAUGACUAAUGCCGAUUUGGUGAAGUAUGGCUUAGCUGAUGUUGUGGAAAAUCCUGGCAUCAUCACAGAUAUUGGGAUGAAGGCUGUCAAUGAGGUUUUUUCCUGUAUCAAAUACCUGCUUAUUUAUAAUUGUCCUCAUCUGCAUAACCCAAAUAAUUGGAUCACAGACCAUUCAAGAUGGACACGGCUGGUUGACCUCACUUUGGUGAGAUGUCAUGCAGUUAAACUCGAAUCUUUCAGUCAGUUCAUUGAGUUGUUGCCAAGCCUGGAAUUUAUCUCUCUGGACCAGAUGUUUCGAGAACCACCCAAGGGUUGUGCACGUGUUGGUCUGAGUGCAGGUACAGGAAUUGGUGUUUCAUCAGCCCUUGUGAGCAACCAGAAUUCCAACAAUGAAAAUGACAAUCAUCAAAACAACAAUCCCAAUGGACCCAACAAUAAUCCCCAGCAAGCCAAUGACCAGAAUGAAGAGAAUGAGAUGCGCCAAGAUGGACAGGCCGAAGAACAGCAGAUUGCAGCUGAGGCAUUGAAUGAAAUGGAAGAAGUGCCUCAGGAAGAUGGAGAAAGUAGAAAUGAAGGCCCAACUCAUAGCCAUGCUGUUUUUCCCAUGGAGGUUGAUGAAGAACAGGCAGGACCAAGUGGUCUUCAGCCUGUUGCAAAAGCAACACCAAUUACCGUUCACGAUUCAGAUAGUGAAGAUGAGGAAGAGAGUGUGGGAUCUCCUGGAAACUGCAUUGCUAAGAACAAUUCUCAGAAUUACUCUGACAAAGAAGACAAAAUCAGAGAGCCAGCAGAAUCUAGGCAACUCCCAGCAGUGAGUGGAAAAGGCAAGACGCCACUUCGAAAGAGAUGCAGCUCCUCCCAUCAAAUGGGCCAGUUGAAGUCAUCCUCCAUUGAGGAAAAUAGCUGUGAGAAAGGCUGCCAGGUCACAAGUGAACAGAUCAAAGCCGAUAUGAAAGCAGCCAGUGACAUGCCCGAGAAGAAGAAAAGCAAAGAUGUUUAUCCCAGUUGUGGCAAUAGCCCAGGCUCUGUGGGCAACUCCCCCUCAUGCAAUGCUGCUUCUCAAAGCCCUGACUUUGUAAGGACCGUGACUGGCAACUCUGGUGAGCCCAGCACCCCAGCCCCAGACCCAUCCCAGCCAUGUGUCUGCUCUUGUAAGACUGAGGGUUCAGGGGCCGUUGAUAGAGAAAACUCAGUUUCCUCCAGGUGCUCCUGCAGUAGGUCUCAGGAACCACAAAGCAGAACUAGCAGAUGUUCUGAUGAGGAACGGCCUUCUACCAGCAGAGCCUGUGUUGUUAAUGGUCCCAAUGGCAUAGGAUCAGAAUUCUCCUUUAGGACUCUCCCACAUGGUGGGUCUCGAAGCCCAGCCAAUGACGAGAGGACUAAUGGGAAUGUCUAUGGGGCCACAGGGGAUGACAGGAGAGGAAGCUCCCAAUCUGAGAGUUUUGAAAUGGAGUAUAAUGAAGACUACCCUCGAAGACCUCUAACAAGAGCCAGGAGCAAACUUUCCCAUGUACCACUGGUAUCUGAGUCAGAGGUUGCCAAACCAAAGCCACGUCAUGCAAUGAAGAGGAAAAGGACAGCUGAUAAGUCCACAAGCACCAGCGAUCCUGUUAUUGAGGAUGAUCACGUGCAGGUUCUUGUAUUGAAAUCAAAGAAUCUUGUUGGAAUCACAUUGACCAACUGUGGAAUCACAGAUCUAGUACUUAAAGAUUGUCCUAAGAUGAUGUUUAUUCAUGCUACAAGAUGUAGAGUUUUGAAGCACUUGAAAGUUGAGAAUGCACCAAUUGUAAAUCGAUUUGACUAUGCUCAGUGCAAGAAACUGAACAUGGAUCAGGUACUAGAUCAAAUCCUAAGGAUGCCUGCAGAGAGAAAUCGGAUCAUAUACCUUCGCCCAAUGCAGCAGGUCGACACACUGACUUUGGAACAGAAGAUAUUCAGCGGCCCUUAUCCCUAUCACAUCUGUAUCAUUCAUGAAUUCAGUAACCCUCCCAAUGUGCGGAACAAAGUUCGCAUUCGCAGUUGGAUGGACACAAUAGCAAACAUCAAUCAAGAACUCAUUAAGUAUGAGUUUUUUCCUGAAGCCACACGAAGUGAAGGAGACCUGAAGAAGUAUUCCAAGUACCCUUGGGGAAGAGAGAUUUAUACUUUAGAAGGUGUUGUGGAUGGAGCACCAUAUUCCAUGAUUACAGACUUCCCGUGGCUGAGGUCACUACGGACAGCAGAGCCUAAUAGCUAUGCAAGAUACGACUUUGAAGAUGAUGAAAGAACCACCAUUUACGCUCCCCGGAGGAAAGGGCAGCUGUCUGCCGAUAUAUGUAUGGAAACAAUAGGAGAGGAAAUCUCAGAGUUGCGUCAGAUGAAGAAGGGAGUUUUUCAGCGAGUGGUUGCCAUUUUCAUCCAUUAUUGUGAUGUCAAUGGAGAGCCAGUAGAGGACGACUACAUAUGAUUGGGUUGAGUGUGCCCCACCAGCCACUGGUCACUCCCACUCUCCAGCUAUUCCUCUGGAAAACAAGAGGAUAUGUUGGGCUGCCUUAGUGCACUGCAAUGUCUCAGGGCCAGGUCCUCUAAGGGGGUGGGGGAUCCUGGCUUGAUUUGGUGUAGAGUAUGUAGUAAAUGUAUAAGGAACAUUAACAGUGUGUACAAAGAUUUGUACAUAGCGGAAAUAUGGGUGGGGGGGAGCUUCUUGAAGCUCAGACUUUAUAUCAUAUGUUUAUACAAUUUAAUUUAAAAAUCCAUUUAAAUGAAGGCAGGUAAUACAGAAGAAUUGACACAGUUGUUUGUUUUUUCUUGGCUCUUUCAGUUCCUAAGUGUCUCUUCAUUUGCCAAGCCAAGACCUCAGUUGCUACAUUCAGAAAAAUCAUUGGCGUCUCCUUAAAUCUGUGCCUUUUUCUUCCUGAGCGAGUCUGUUUGAGUAAAUCUGUUGAGCAGUUUGUGUGUCUCGAGUGCAUUAAAAAAAAAAAUCUGAGUGCUGUAGCAUACAUAGGAGAACACGAUUGGAGAGGGUGGAAUAAGAUUUUCUGUACGAGACUGUACUUUCUAUUUUUUUUAAAAACAUUACAGUUUCCACAUUUCUUAAAAUCAAGUGAAUAAAAAAGGCUUAUGGACUGAAAUUCCCUGAGUUUGAAAACCUGAAUUCCAAAGCAUUUUCUAGUUAUUUAUUUCCACAUUCAAUUGUGUAUUUGUUUUAUCUUGGAAUAUGAAAAUAAAACUUUAUUACAAACUGG
This is a messenger RNA of Monodelphis domestica (gray short-tailed opossum), 4731 nucleotides long. RefSeq names its product F-box protein 38 (gene FBXO38). The record is from RefSeq and is a predicted model, not a curated record. NCBI's taxonomy places the organism in Eukaryota, Metazoa, Chordata, Mammalia, Didelphimorphia, Didelphidae. Gene Ontology annotation, molecular function: protein binding. Gene Ontology annotation, cellular component: cytoplasm; nucleus. Gene Ontology annotation, biological process: protein K48-linked ubiquitination; SCF-dependent proteasomal ubiquitin-dependent protein catabolic process.